This is a messenger RNA of Pantherophis guttatus, 1394 nucleotides long. It is a transcript of the gene FAM174C, whose product is annotated as family with sequence similarity 174 member C. Lineage: Eukaryota; Metazoa; Chordata; Lepidosauria; Squamata; Colubridae. The record is from RefSeq and is a predicted model, not a curated record. Gene Ontology annotation, cellular component: extracellular region.
GCGGCGGUGCUGUGUGGGAACUGUAGUCCCGGUUUCUGCGAGUCGACCCGAUAAUCUCUUUUAUAUAGCUCUGUGCGGAUUUCUCUCUCCUUAUUUUAAGUUUAAGAUAGGUUUAGGUUUAAGAUAGGUUUAAGAACAAGGCAAUUCCCGGUAGAAAUCCGGCCGGGCCUAUUUCCCCAAUUGCGGUAAAGAACCGGAAGUUGGUCCGACGCUGCACUGCGGCCCCCGGAGGCACUUCCGGUCCGUUUUUCCUCAGAAAUCGGCGUUUGCCGAUCCGAAUGGCGGCGACUGGCUUCGUUUGGCCGCUGGCGCUUUGGAUGGUGGUAGUCGCAGCGACGACGGCGACGCACUCGAAUAAGACGGAAUCCGUCGAGGCCGCGUCUCUCCCUCCUUCCCUGCCGCCGAAAGAGAAAAGCGCCUCCCGGCCCGCUUCCACAGCCACAACCACGACGACAUCCGGGUCCCCGCAGUCGGGGCUGUCGGGAUUGGGCCUGCCGGCCCUUCACCGCGCGCUCUACGUCUUGGCCGGCCUGGCGGGCAUCGGCUUCCUCUACUAUCUCGGAGGCCGCACGUUUCGGACAAGGAAACCUCCACGGAAAAAAUAUGGACUUCUGUCCAACUCAGAAGAUCCCAUGGAGAUGGCUUCUCUAGAGAGUGAUGAAGAUACGGUAUUUGAAAUAAGGAAUUUGAGACGGUGAUAAUAGGACUUGUGGGUUUUCCAGCUUGACCAGAGAAGAAGCAGUUUCACCCAUGGAAGAAACUCGAACCUCUAGUUACUUUUUUUUUAAAAAAAAACCAAAAUAAUAAUAAUCCUGAAGUUCCUUGCAAUGUGAAAACCUGGCAGCGUGAAACUUUCUCUUCAGGCCCCUCGAACAAGAGAAUGGCCGUACAGCCACGACAGUGAAUGUAUCUGCCUGGAGCUGCAAAAUUGCAGGGAAAAAAAAAUAUUAUGAGGAUUCCCCAGGGUGGGCCUUUCUACCUUGCUAACCAAUUUUGGAACGAGCGGCUGAGAUGCAAAGCUGCCAUUCUCGGUUUGAAGCGGGCACCGGCCGCCGUCGCUUGGGAUGAGAUCUUUCCUAUCAGGAAAGUUGGACCUUCUUAAAAGAUUGGCAAAUUCAAGGAUGCACUUUGCGGCGGGCACCACCCUUAGGGAAAAAGCUUGUGGGUCCAGGUGAGGCGUGUGGUACAUUGGAGGACCCCAAAGCCAGGCCAGGUCAUUCACCAGCUUCUGCGUUAAGGAACUGCAGGCUGCCCACCUCGUUUGGCUUCUGCCUGGACUUCCUGUUCUACUUUUCCUUUGGUUGUGUCAUUGAGACCAAAAAAAAAAAAUGGCUGCCUGCUUUUGAAUCUGGUUGUUUUGUGAAGCAAUAUCAUUCCAUAAACGGUUGGAGCAA